Messenger RNA from Colletotrichum destructivum, 1200 nucleotides. RefSeq lists its product as uncharacterized. Bases 1 to 1200 code for a protein of 399 amino acids. Lineage: Eukaryota; Fungi; Ascomycota; Sordariomycetes; Glomerellales; Glomerellaceae. The record is from RefSeq and is a predicted model, not a curated record. The transcript is spliced from 3 exons.
AUGGCGUUCCCCGUUGUCGACGGCGUCGAGGUGAUGAUGGCGCCACCAGAGAACUACCACGUCAACUUUACCAACCCGUUCAAAGACACGGCGACCAUCAACGCAAGCUACUGGGCCUUUGGCAUCGAGUUCGCGGUCGCCCUUCUGUUCCUAGCCCAGCGCGUCUACACGGCGUCCUUCAUCCUGCGCAAAUGGCGAAGCGAUGACUACAUGAUUGUGCUUGCAUGGGUUCUGACUACGACUGCACAAUGUCUCAUCCUUCACUGCCUGAACCAAGGCGUGUUGGGAGUUCACAUCUGGGAGAUGUCGGUUGACGACGCUAUAUGGGAGACGACACUCAUCCAUGCCACGACCCUGACAGUCAUUCCAGGCACAGUCCUGGCGAAGCUUGUGCUUUGCAUCUUCUACUACCGUCUGUCACCCAUCACCUGGUACCGAUACGCCCUGCUGUUCACAUCCUUCAUCACCGUCGCCGCCUUCACCGCCGUCUGGUUCGCCGUCCAGUUCGCAUGCACCCCGAUCGAAGCCGCAUGGAACCUCCGACUCUACACCGGCACGAACUGCAUCGACCGCCCACCCGUGUACAUGCUGCAGGCCAUCAUGGGUGGCGUCACUGACAUCCUGCUCAUCGUCCUCCCGCUGCCCAUCAUCUUGCGUCUCCAGAUGUCGUGGAAGCAAAAGGCCGCCCUCGUCGCCUGGUUCUGCACGGGUCUCAUCACCUUCGGCGCCGCCGUCGCCCGCCUCGUCAUCCUGAUUCCGAGCCUCAAGAACGCCGACACGACCUUCAUCCUGGCCCAGGGAACCCUCUGGCUCAUCGUCGAGGCCAACCUCAUCAUCAUCUGCGGCUCGCUGCCCACCUUCCGCGUCUUCCUCAACCACGUGGCGCCCAAGAUCCUCGGAGAGGCGGCCGCCUCCCGCCGCGGGGAGAGCGGCAACAAGACCGGCGGCGCCAGCUCGGGCGGCAUGCGGUACGCGCUGCGCACCUUUGGCAGCUCGCAGCCCAAGAGGAGGCACUUUGACACCAUUGACGAACUCGAGUUGGGUGACCGGCCCUACGGCUCCGAGGCGAAGUGGAAGGCCGAGGUCAAUGCGGAAAGUCUGACGGACGGGCGGGACCGGAGGACGAGCCGCUCGGAAGCCAGUGACGAGGAGGCCAUAUUCAAGACGGUCCGUACGUCCGUGAUCCACGAGGCGCGAUGA